CAAUUUAGAAGUAGAUCAGCUCCUCUCUCCUAUUCCCUCUCUCCUACAAUUCAAAUUGAAAAACAUUCCCCAUCUCUCUCUCUCUCGAAACCCUAAUCUCUCCCAAUCUCUCUCGCUCUAAACUAAUCUCAUGAACUCAGAUAUGUCAGAUAAAAGAUUCAUGGGAACUCUCUCAGCCUCCUCUAUUCGUAAUCUCCUUCCUAAAUCGCUCUCGAAUAAGCGCAAAACGAGCAACAAAUCGAGUUUUAACUCUGAAAACAUCCCUCCGCUCUCCGAUCCGAACAUCCAGUCCUCCACGCUGCCUCAGGCAAUUAAGAAGUCUCCGAUAAAGGUUCAGAAUUUGCGAGACCGAGUUGUCGAAUCCGAUCCAGUUGCUGUGGCCUCAGAUCCAUCUGUUAAGGUUGUGGUGAGAAUCAGAGCUGCUAAUAGUAAAGAAGGGCUAGGAGAUUUCUCGGUGAGAAAUAUUUCCGACGAUUCAAUCUUGGUUGAGGAAAGGAAGUUUAAGUUUGAUUCAGUUCUCAAUUCAAAAUCGAAACAGGAGGAUGUUUUUGAGCUGGUUGGAGUCCCUCUGGUUAAGAACACCUUAGCUGGUUACAAUACAUCCCUUUUGGCCUAUGGACAGACUGGAAGUGGCAAGAGUUACACGAUGUGGGGUCCCCCAAGUGCAAUGCUUGAGACGAACAUGGCUAAUGGUCAGCAGGGUGUUGCUCCACGUAUAUUUCAGAUGUUGUUUUCAGAAAUUCAAAGAGAGAAAGAGAUUUCAGAAGACAAACAGAUAAAUUAUCAAUGUCGUUGCUCAUUCCUUGAGAUAUACAAUGACCAGAUCGGGGAUUUACUUGAUCCAACUCAGAGAAACCUAAAGAUAAAAGAUGACACCAAAACUGGAUUUUAUGUUGAAAAUUUGACUGAGGAAUAUGUUGGAAGCUAUGAGGAUGUAACCCAGAUUAUGAUUAAGGGGCUCUCAAGUAGAAAGGUUGGAGCAACGAGCAUAAAUUCAAAGAGUUCAAGAUCCCAUGUUGUGUUUACUUGCAUCGUUGAGUCCUGGUGCAAGAAUACUGCAUCAAAGUGCUUCAGCAGUACAAAAACAAGCAGAAUCACUCUUGUUGAUCUUGCUGGUUUGGAAAGAACUACACUUGAUGAUGCUGGUAAACAGUGUAUAAAGGAAGGGAAAUAUGUAAAGAAGUCUAUAUCACAGCUAGGGCACUUGGUAAACAUUCUUGCUGAAUCAACUCAGUCCAGCAAAACUGAAUCCAUUCCAUAUGAAAGUUCUUGUUUAACGCAUAUUCUGAGGGAGUCACUCGGAGGCAAUGCCAAACUCAGCAUUAUUUGUGCCAUUUCCCCAGAUAACAAGUGCAGUACUGAAACAGUAAGCACACUCAGAUUUGGAGUGAGGGCUAAAUCUAUUUCAAAUCAUCCAGUGAUAAAUGAAAUAACUGAGGAUGAUGUUAAUGGUCUAACUGAUCAGAUCCGCCAGCUGAAGGAAGAGCUCAUAAAAACCAAGUCAAAUGACUGUAACUACGGAAAGUUUGGAGGACACAGUGCCCGGGAAAGCUUAAAUCAAUUAAGAGUUAGCAUUAACCGCUCAUUGAUUCUUCCUCGCAUAGAAGAUGAUUCUGAAAAGGAAGUUCACAUUGAUGCGGAUGAUAUUAGAAAACUCAGUCUACAGCUUGAUAAUUUGCAGAACUCAAUUGAAGAUUUGACUAGUGAACAGUAUAUAAGCUGUUCUGAUGACAGUGAAAAAGAGGAAAACAGUUCGGAUGAAUUCCAGACAUCACUUACAUGUGAAAACAGCUUUAUAUCGUGUGAUGGACGUGAGAGUAUUGCUUCUAGAAAUAGCAUUUCUAUUAAUGCCUGUCGCCAGUCCCAGUCUGCUGUUCUUGAAGAACCUGCACCUUCAGAUUCACCUAAAAUUGGAAAUGCGCCAAGAAGAAGCGUCAUGCUCUCCUCAAGUCAUCUGGCGGGUCAGGAAAAUCUGUCUGACAGUUCCAAGUUCACAUCAGAUGUUUUGAGGCAGUCACGCAUAGGAACUGAUAUCCUCCGCUAUUCUUUGAGAUCUAGUAAAAUAAUUCCAGGCACAACCGAAUCCUUGGCUGCUAGCCUCAAGAGAGGGGUGCAGAUUAUGGAUUUACACCAGAGAAACUCCGUAUCAAUGAAAGACUCGGUUGAAUUUUCAUUUGAGCAUUUUGCACUGAAAUCUUGUCAAACAAUUGACAAGGCCAAUUCUCCUGUUCAUACCUUGGCCGAAGAGAGACAAUCUUCUGACAGAUCCUCAACCCGUUUCUUGUGUUCUGCAUGCAAUGAAAUAUUAACCAGUGCCACCGGUGAUGUCCAAAAUAGCUCGAACACAUCUCUUUCAAGGUCAAAUGAAUUGGAAGAUCAAACGUCUAUGGCUACAGACAUAAAACUAGCAGAUGCCACUAAAAGAGAGAAGGAGCUUGAGACCUUGUGCGAGCAGCAAAAAGCUGAAAUUGAGCAGUUGAAGCUCCUGGUAGAGCAAUCAAAAAAUCAGAUACAAACUAAUAAGAGCAUUGAACACGGUAAUGCUCUUCCUCUUGAGGUCCUGAAGAAUGAAAUAGUACCCAUUCAAGAGCUCCAACCUGAACAGUUGCCUUAUGAUGAAAGCAAGCAGCUGUUAAAGCAGAUCAGUUGUGGAAACCAAGAAACAGGAGUAACCAAUGAGCAGUGUGACCAUGAUUCCAUUAUAUCCUUUGAUAAAGAUGAGAAGGAAACACUUCUUAAAGAAAUUGAAAGCUUAAGAAGCAAGUCCCAGUCAGACAGUGAUGCAUCUUUACGGAAAUCUACUGCAAGAUUAAGAUCAUCGUCUUUAUUAUUGCAAUCAAUCCAGAUGAGAAAGAGUGGUGCAUAUUCUUCUCUAGGUAAUAGCGAGGAAGAACUUGAAAAUGAAAGACAAAGAUGGAUGGAGAUGGAGAGUGACUGGAUUUCCUUGACUGAUGAUUUGAGAAUUGAUCUCGAGUCAAUCCGUCAACGUGCAGAGAAGGCUGAGAUGGAGUUAAGAUUAGAGAAGAAGUGUACUGAGGAGUUGGAUGAUGUACUCAAAAGAUCCGUACUCGGGCAUGCUAGAAUGAUUGAGCAUUAUGCUGAACUACAAGAGAAGUACAUGGACUUGGUUAGCAAACACCGGUCUAUCAUGGAAGGAGUGGCAGAGGUGAAUAGAGCAGCUGCAAAAGCAGGAGGUAAAGGUAAGUCACGUUUUGCGAAGUCCCUUGCUUCCGAGCUUUCAGUCUUGCGAGUGGAGAGGGACAGGGAAAGGGAUUUGUUAAGGAAGGAGAACAGAAGUCUUAAGAUUCAGCUCAGAGACACUGCAGAAGCAGUUCAUGCUGCAGGAGAACUUCUUGUCAGGCUGAGAGAAGCUGAGGAGGCUGCUUCAGUUGCAGAGGAAAAUUUCACGAAAGUGGAUGAAGAGAAUGAUAAAUUGAAGAAGCAAGUAGAAAAACUGAAGAGAAAACACAAGAUGGAAAUGAUCACCAUGAAACAAUACCUUGCUGAGAGCAGAUUGCCUGAAGCUGCAUUACGACCACUUUUCAGAGAAGAAUCUGAUGUAGCACACAACGAUGACAUUACCUCGACAACGCAUGAUGAUGAUCAGGCAUGGAGAGCCGAAUUCGGAGCUAUAUAUCAAGAUCAGUAUUAAGUGUCUAAAGAUUCUUUAGUCUGUCAAUAAAUUGUGGUUGACAUAGAAGUACUCUCCUCCAGGCCCCCGCAAUAUGGUUUGCAUCACACCCUCCUUGGGUCUAUGCCAACGUACAAACAUCUCUCUUGGUCUAUGCAAACAUACAAACAUCUCAGUACUGAAGCAUUUGGUUCUUUGUUUUUACAGGCAUCUUUCUAUUGUCUUUCAACAACUAUGUAUUGUAUUCUUAUUCUUGUAUUUUUCACAGACUCAAAAUUCUUGCUUGGUUGACAAAUAAGUUUGUAUUGAUUUAAAACAGAUAAUAUUUCUUACUUUUUCUGCU
Messenger RNA from Daucus carota subsp. sativus, 3974 nucleotides. RefSeq names its product kinesin-like protein KIN-12F. The transcript is spliced from 16 exons. Gene Ontology annotation, biological process: microtubule-based movement. Bases 131 to 3652 code for a protein of 1173 amino acids. NCBI's taxonomy places the organism in Eukaryota, Viridiplantae, Streptophyta, Magnoliopsida, Apiales, Apiaceae. Gene Ontology annotation, molecular function: microtubule motor activity; microtubule binding; ATP binding. The record is from RefSeq and is a predicted model, not a curated record.